Candidozyma auris is the source of this 486-nucleotide messenger RNA. RefSeq lists its product as uncharacterized. Lineage: Eukaryota; Fungi; Ascomycota; Pichiomycetes; Serinales; Metschnikowiaceae. Bases 1 to 486 code for a protein of 161 amino acids. The transcript has a single exon. The record is from RefSeq and is a predicted model, not a curated record.
AUGGUCGUUGGCAUAGCAUUUUCAACCAAAGCUGCGUUCACCAUUGGCGCUCUCAUCGGUGGCACCGUGGCCAUCUUGGCCAACAGAGACAAGCUCUUGGAGCUUUCAGCAGAGUUGCUCCAGAAAGGGGCCGACCUCUGCAACGAACAGAUUGAAAAAAAUAGAAUUAAAAUGGCCGCCAGUCUUGAUGACGGCGAGCUAGCUAUAUUUUCGCAAGAAGAAGAACUAGCACAGAACUCGUCGUCGUCCAUGUCGUCUAGAAAGCUAUCUCGCCGAAACUCUGAGUCGCUUGUGUCGUCUCCAGAAAGCGUGCACCCAAUAAGUGACACCGAUGACGUUCUAACCGAGGAAGAAAGUGACAUGGACGGGUGGCAGCUGGCCCACUUGUCGGAGUCAGAUUUUUCAGAAAGCUACGAGGAGAUUGACUCUGAGCCGGUCUCAAGAGCCAGGUCCAGCGGGUGCAUGUCGGUUAGGUCUUUGGAUUAG